Molecule: messenger RNA, 1578 nt
Organism: Periophthalmus magnuspinnatus
Lineage: Eukaryota; Metazoa; Chordata; Actinopteri; Gobiiformes; Gobiidae
Product: ATP-sensitive inward rectifier potassium channel 12-like
Exons: 2
Coding region: 7-1578 (523 amino acids)
Biological process (GO): regulation of monoatomic ion transmembrane transport; potassium ion import across plasma membrane
Cellular component (GO): plasma membrane
Molecular function (GO): inward rectifier potassium channel activity
Source: RefSeq, a predicted model, not a curated record
AUUGCCAUGGGAACAAGCCGCUCUAACAGGUACAGCAUCGUGUCUGACGUUUUACCAGAGGAGGAGCGUCAGAAGAUCUGCAGUCUACGGCUCCGGAACAGUCACGGUUCUUCUAACGGCUGCCUGGACACAGAGGGAGAUGACCUCAGCAGGAGGAGGUCUGGACAGCGCGUCAACGGCAGGAUCCAGACCAGAAGCUCCACCCAGGGAAAGAACCGUUUUGUAAAAAAAAACGGACAAUGUAACGUAGUCUUCGCAAACAUGGACGAAAAGGGCCAGCGCUACCUGGCAGACAUCUUCACCACCUGUGUGGACAUACGCUGGAGGUACCUGCUGCUCCUGUUCGCUCUCACCUUCCUCAUCUCCUGGCUCUUCUUUGGACUCAUCUUCUACGGAGUGUCUCUGGCCCACGGAGACUUUCAGGGUAAUGUGUCUGGACAUGGUCUGAUGAGUGGACCAAACAUGGGUCAGACAGUCAGUGGUCAGUCCCUGAGGAUGCCCUGUAUCCUCCACGUGCAGGGCUUUGUGGGGGUGCUCCUCUUCUCCAUGGAAACUCAGACCACCAUCGGUUACGGUUGGCGCUGUGUGACGGAGGAGUGUCCUGUGGCAGUGAUGACUGUGGUGGUGCAGUGCAUCGUGGGCUGCAUCAUCGAGUCCUUUAUGAUCGGCACCAUCAUGGCCAAGAUGGCACGUCCAAAGAAGAGAAACCAGACUCUCAUGUUUUCUAAAAAUGCUGUCAUCUCCCUGCGGGACGGUAAGCUGUGCCUCAUGUGGAGGGUGGGCAACCUGCGGAGGAGCCACAUCGUGGAGGCUCAUGUGAGGGCCCAGCUCAUACGCUCCUAUGUGACGGAGGAGGGCGAGUUCAUCCCCCUGGAGCAGAUGGACCUGAAUGUGGGAUACGACGAAGGCACGGACAGACUGUUUCUAGUGUCUCCUCUGGUGAUAGUGCACGAGAUCGACAAAGACAGUCCUCUGUACACACUGAGCAGAGACGAUCUGCAGAUGGACGACUUUGAGAUAGUGGUGAUCUUGGAGGGGAUGGUGGAGGCCACGGCCAUGACCACACAGUUCCGUAGUUCAUAUUUGGCUCAGGAGAUCUUUUGGGGACACAGGUUUGAGCCGGUCAUCUAUAAGGACAGGGAUCGUUAUAAAGUCGACUAUGCUCGUUUCCACAACACUUACGAGGUGCCGUCCACGCCUCAGCUGAGUGCCAAAGAGCUAGAAGAAACCUGCAGCCGUGCCUCCUCAGAAUGUAAGACCACCAAUGAUCUGAUCCCAAAAUCUCUGAGCUCCUUCUGUUAUGAGAAUGAGGUGACUCUGAGCAGCGCAGAGGAGCAGGACGACAUGUUGAAUGCUUGUCCCACAGUGGGAAGGGAGAGGCUUGAGGACAGACGGACGUCCAUCACAUCAGGGAGCCACUGGCCUGGAGACAGACGGACGUCCAUCACAUCAGGGAGUCACAAUGUCAUGUGUGUGCUGGACAUGGACAACAACCAGAUGGAGCUGGACAUCCUGCAGAGCACUUUACCUUUGGACCCGGUCACCUACAAAAGUGAUCAAGACGUUCAGGCUUUUUAA